AUGAUUGUCGGAAUCGCCCUUUUCAUCCUACUGCUCCUCUUCUGCAUUUGCAAACGGUGUAUCUUCAAGCGGCGCAAAAAGGAAAAAGGCGGCAAGAAAGGCAAGGUGGACAUGAAGAGCGUUCAGCUUCUUGGCAAACAGUUGGGAGCUGACAAGGGCGACUUGGAUGAGCUUGAGGCAAAUAUGGAGGACAACGAGGGUGCUGAUGGAGAGAAAGAGGCUGUCAACUUAGGCAAGCUGCAGUUCUCCAUUGACUACGACUUCAGUAAAGGAGAGGUGAAUUUGUUUGCCACUCCCCAUCUU
Protopolystoma xenopodis is the source of this 303-nucleotide messenger RNA. NCBI's taxonomy places the organism in Eukaryota, Metazoa, Platyhelminthes, Monogenea, Polystomatidea, Polystomatidae. The record is from the annotation of a GenBank genome assembly.